CGUUUUGUUUCAGACUAUUCUACGUUCUCCUCACACCAUUUUCACUCGCUGAUUCGUGUCUGAAGGAGAUAAACAAAAAGUUUCAUCAGCUUUGUAGAAGAAUCCCUAGAGAGAGAAAAGGAGAAGAUGGUGAAGAUUUGUUGUAUUGGAGCUGGGUAUGUUGGUGGACCAACAAUGGCAGUGAUUGCUUUGAAAUGUCCAGAUAUUGAAGUAGCUGUUGUUGAUAUCUCUGUACCACGUAUCAAUGCUUGGAACAGUGACCAGCUUCCGAUUUACGAGCCUGGUCUUGACGAUGUUGUGAAGCAAUGCCGUGGCAAGAACCUUUUCUUUAGCACUGAUGUUGAGAAACAUGUGAGGGAAGCUGAUAUUGUGUUUGUUUCUGUUAACACACCGACUAAAACUAGAGGUCUUGGUGCUGGUAAAGCUGCUGAUCUUACUUACUGGGAGAGCGCUGCGCGUAUGAUCGCUGAUGUUUCGGUUUCUGAUAAGAUUGUUGUUGAGAAAUCGACUGUCCCGGUUAAAACAGCUGAGGCGAUUGAGAAGAUUUUGACACAUAACAGUAAAGGGAUUAAGUUUCAGAUACUUUCUAACCCGGAGUUUUUGGCGGAAGGGACUGCGAUUAAGGAUCUUUUUAACCCUGACCGUGUUCUCAUCGGAGGACGGGAAACCCCGGAAGGGUUUAAAGCGGUUCAGACGCUUAAAGAUGUGUAUGCUCAUUGGGUUCCUGAAGGCCAAAUCAUAACAACCAAUCUUUGGUCUGCUGAGCUUUCCAAGCUUGCGGCUAAUGCUUUCUUGGCUCAACGGAUUUCGUCUGUUAAUGCUAUGUCAGCUCUAUGUGAAGCUACCGGUGCAGAUGUCACACAGGUGUCUUACGCGGUUGGUACAGAUUCAAGAAUCGGUCCCAAGUUCUUGAACUCGAGCGUUGGAUUCGGGGGUUCGUGUUUCCAGAAGGAUAUUCUGAAUCUUGUCUACAUCUGUGAGUGCAAUGGACUACCAGAAGUGGCAGAGUACUGGAAGCAAGUCAUCAAGAUCAAUGACUACCAGAAGAGUCGGUUCGUAAACCGUGUUGUUUCCUCCAUGUUCAACUCUGUAUCGAACAAAAAGAUUGCGGUUCUCGGUUUCGCAUUCAAGAAAGAUACCGGUGACACGAGGGAGACUCCAGCCAUCGAUGUUUGCAAGGGUCUUUUAGAAGACAAAGCAAGGCUAAGCAUCUACGACCCGCAAGUGACUGAAGAACAGAUCCAGAGGGAUUUAUCCAUGAACAAGUUCGAUUGGGACCAUCCUCUUCAUUUGCAGCCAAUGAGCCCAACAACAGUGAAACAAGUUAGCGUUACUUGGGACGCGUACGAGGCAACCAAAGACGCGCACGGUAUCUGCAUCAUGACAGAGUGGGAUGAGUUCAAGAACUUGGAUUUCCAAAAGAUCUUUGACAAUAUGCAGAAACCGGCUUUCGUGUUCGAUGGAAGAAACAUUAUGAAUCUACAAAAGCUAAGAGAGAUUGGUUUCAUUGUUUACUCCAUUGGUAAGCCUCUAGAUGCAUGGCUCAAGGACAUGCCUGCAGUUGCUUAAGCAAGAAGAAAAGGGACAGGUCCAUUGCUGAUUCUUUUUACCUAUCAUUUUGUGCUUUAAAGACUUGUUACAACAUUUAUUACUAUCUGUUUGUUAUGUAAUCUCUGGUUUGUGGCUUUUUUGGUAUCACUUUCAUAUUAUUUUUUUGGUCGAAGAGGACUUGUUUAUUCGACGAUGUCGUUUCAGUUUUGUUGUUUCCUUAGAAAACUUAAAUAAAGAUUGGUUCUUAUUGGAGCAAA
This is a messenger RNA of Capsella rubella, 1808 nucleotides long. RefSeq names its product UDP-glucose 6-dehydrogenase 2. Gene Ontology annotation, molecular function: NAD binding; UDP-glucose 6-dehydrogenase activity. Bases 127 to 1569 code for a protein of 480 amino acids. The record is from RefSeq and is a predicted model, not a curated record. The transcript is spliced from 2 exons. Gene Ontology annotation, biological process: glycosaminoglycan biosynthetic process. Lineage: Eukaryota; Viridiplantae; Streptophyta; Magnoliopsida; Brassicales; Brassicaceae. Gene Ontology annotation, cellular component: nucleus; cytosol.